AUGCUAGCGCUAGCAUUGACAGCAGACCUAGAAGGAGUAACAGACCUGAUACCUUCUGAUACAGCCGAAUCGCCAUACUAUUAUACCUUCAAGGUGCAAUGCACAUCAUGUCGAGAGAUUCAUGCAAACUGGGUGGGCGUGAAUCGUCAUGGCCUAACCGAAUUGGCGCAGGAAAUGAACGAUCAAAGUGGUAGCCGGGGAGAAGCCAACUUUGUCUGGAAGUGUAAAAAUUGCAAGCGAGAGUCCAGUGCCACCAUAAAGGCCGCACCAGCGUCUUACGAGCAGACUGCUCCUGCGAAACCGAAGAACAUCAUUCAAAUUGAUUGCCGGGGUCUUGAAUUUACAGAAUUCAAGCCAGACGGGGAGUGGGAGGCCAAGGGUACCGAAUCUGGGACCAAGUUCAGUGGAAUCGACUUGUCAGAAGGGGAAUGGUUUGAUUAUGAUGAGAAGGCCGGGGAGGAGGUCAGCAUCAAGGAUAUCAAAUGGGCAAUUCGAAGGGCUUGA
This is a messenger RNA of Exophiala bonariae, 504 nucleotides long. RefSeq lists its product as uncharacterized. Gene Ontology annotation, molecular function: zinc ion binding. The record is from RefSeq and is a predicted model, not a curated record. The coding region runs from base 1 to 504 and encodes 167 amino acids. Lineage: Eukaryota; Fungi; Ascomycota; Eurotiomycetes; Chaetothyriales; Herpotrichiellaceae. The transcript is spliced from 5 exons.